AUAUAUAUAUAUCUAUAUGUAUAUGUAUAUUUACAGGUAAUACUAUAUGCAUAGGUGGUACUCCAGAUAGCUUCCUUUCCCCACAUUUCCCAUUUCUUGAAAUUUCUGUCCUCCAAAAGUAAGUUGAUUAAAAAUUCUCCCAAAGAUUCCCUUCGGUGCCUUCACCCUUUUGUACACUUCCGUUCGAUUUCUUCAACGCCAAGUACAAUAAUGUCCUUUCACACCACCGUCGAUCUUUUCUUCAUUUCUUAUUAAACUCAAUUCAUGCUCAUAAUUAUAAAUUAUUGGUAUUCUUUUAUUAGUAAAACCCUGCUCAUCUUUUUUCUUUCUUUUGCUCUCGAAUUCUCUUGAUUUUGACAAAGUCUGGGCUUUGGCGUUGAAGGGUGUUAGGUGAAAUCAGGUUUUUAGAGAGAGAAAGAGUGGGAAGACUUCUCUUCUAGUCUAGAGAGAGAAAAGGGAAGAGGUGGGGGAGAAAUGGGGAGGCUGUUUGUGGUGACUCUUGAGGGGAAGAUCUACAGCUGCAAGCACUGCCGAACGCAUAUAUCUCUCUCCGAAGAUAUCGUUUCCAAGUCUUUCCACUGCAGGCAUGGGAAGGCUUAUCUCUUCAGUAAGGUAGUGAAUGUCACUGUUGGAGAGAUAGAAGAAAGGAUGAUGAUGACAGGAAUGCACGCUGUUUGUGACAUUUUCUGUGUUGGGUGCGGGUCAAUUUUGGGAUGGAAAUACGAGACUGCCCAUGAAAAGAGCCAAAAGUACAAGGAAGGAAAAUCUGUCCUCGAGCGGUUUAAGAUUUCAAGCCCAGAUGAAAGCAGGUACUGGGUAGGUCAUGAAACACCUAUUGGCAGCAGUGAUGCCGACGAUGUUUGAUUACUAUCACCUUUCAUUGCAACUGUACAUUAUUGAUCCCUAAUUGUUCUUGAUUAAACUUGUGAAUUCUUGAAUUCGUAAUCUCAAUUGAGGGUAGCUUCACCAAGUUGCCCCAAAUAACAUGUACUACCAAAGACUCCAUUGUUCGUAUGAACCACAAGACAUCUGCGUUCUAUUUAAACAUUUUCUAUUGCUAUCUUGUA
This is a messenger RNA of Rhododendron vialii, 1067 nucleotides long. RefSeq names its product protein yippee-like. NCBI's taxonomy places the organism in Eukaryota, Viridiplantae, Streptophyta, Magnoliopsida, Ericales, Ericaceae. Gene Ontology annotation, cellular component: ubiquitin ligase complex. Bases 475 to 864 code for a protein of 129 amino acids. The transcript is spliced from 5 exons. The record is from RefSeq and is a predicted model, not a curated record.